UAAGACAAGAUAAGAUAUGAUAAGACAGGAUAAGAUAAGAUAAGAUAAGACAAGAUAUAUCUUAAUUGCCCAGAUUUUGAUACAAACAAACAAACAAACAGACGAACAAAAACCACAUAUCCAACAACCAACAACAAAGAAACAAACAAAACUACCUUGCGGUGCAGAUGAUAGAAGGAAACGUCUUUCUUUUCUUUGUUGUAUCGCCUGUUGCAUGGUUAUGUUGUAUUUAACUCUUGUUUAUUCUGACCCACGAUGAAACCGUCGAGAAACACGCAGAAAGCCCACUAGUCCAUUCACCUUUCCCAAUUCCAUCUUACCAUCCUUGAUGAGAGAAAGUAUUAAAAUAAUGUACAAAUGCAUAAAAUCGUUUUUUUAUCCUCAUAUCUUUUUCCAGGUCUGACGGCCUAUUUCGGUCUUUCAUUGGCCACCUUCACAUGCCCCACCCUCUUCAACUUCUACCCUGACGCCAACGACUGCACCAAGUUCUACAGAUGUUCCUGGGGCAAAGGUUAUCUCUUCAACUGCCCGGCAGGAACCCGCUGGUCCCAGACCCUGCUCACCUGUGACCACUCCUACAACGUGCCAUGUGACAAGAAGCCAGUGGUCAAGGUGACCUAUGACCCCCACUACGGCGUCGUGAAGGAGCCAGUACCCGAGGCCCAGGUCCCAGACUUCUCUGUCGACUACGAUUCUGACAACAAGUACGGGCAUGACGACAAGGUCCAUACCGGCCACUACGCCACCGGAAAUUACGAUUACGGUAACGGCCACUACAAGCAGCCCGAACACAAGCCCGUAUACUGGGGAAAACAAGAAUACUACCCCAGCCAGAGCCAAUAUCCUUCCACCCCCAGCUACCACCAGGUACAAUACCCCAGCAAACCCGUGUAUCGUCCCACUCCCGUGUACCACCACGAGCAGCCCGAAUACCAGCAACCCGAAUACCAACAACCCGAGUACCACCAACCCGAGUACCACCAACCCGAAUACCACCAACCCGAAUACCACCAACCCGAAUACCAUCAACCCGAGUACCAUCAACCCGAGUACCAGCAACCCGAAUACCAUCAACCCGAGUACCAGCAACCCGAAUACCAGCAACCCGAGUACCAUCAACCCGAGUACCAGCAACCCGAAUACCAGCAACCCGAGUACCAACAUUACGGUAGCAGCGAGAAAUACUACAAAGGCGAGGCCAAGGCUGAGCAAGACCGUUAUUACUACUACAACUCUGGCGAGAAGGUGCAACACAGGCCCUACAACAACUACGACAGCCAGAAGCGUUAUGAAGAACCCGUCAGUGGAGUCCAGGUGACAACCGUCUACAAGCCCGUCUACCGCCCCGCCAACAGCUACUACCAGUACCUCAAACCCUCCCAUGUGCCAAACACAGAGGAAACCAAAGAGGGAUCAUAUCAAAGAUGGGGGCAUUAAAUAAACUUAUUGUGGUAAAAGAAGCACUAUAAGCUUGCCAAACCAUUAUUUUUUCCAAUUAGGAAAAUAAAAGAAAAAGAAAUUUAAAAAAAAAGAAAUAAAAAGAAAUUAUGCAACUCCUUCAAGGGCGAUAUCUUCUUCGCAACGCACGGAGUAAAAGAUCAUAUUAUUAUUAUUUCAAUUAUUGACAUAAUAUUGCGUUUCGACAAAAAAUUAUUAAGACAUCAGAUAGCGAGGAAAACUCAACUAUAAUUUGUUGAUUUUAGAAGGGGGGGGGGGGGUAUGAUUUUGUUUAAUACUGUGUUUUCCCCUGCAGUUUUAGCUAUACAAUGAGCACAGCCGUAAGUUCUGCACGUAUACAGAUAUAUAUAUUUAUUAUUUAUUGUUUUUUGAACACUCCGUACGUCUAUACUUGGUGCGGGAGUUUUACUGUUAUUGAAUGUUUUAAGACUUUUCACCAUUAUGUUAUUCAAAUGUUGAUUAUAACUUUCUCGUAACAGUGGCUACUCCAAAAGAAUUUCUUUUUCAACAUUUAUCAGAACUGCAAUUAGCCAACUGGUCAGCCAUUAGAGUUUUUUAAACAAAGUUUUAAAAAUGAGUCUCAGCAAUUAAUGUUCAAGAUAAUUAUGCACUUAACUGCCAUUC
Molecule: messenger RNA, 2082 nt
Organism: Aplysia californica (California sea hare)
Lineage: Eukaryota; Metazoa; Mollusca; Gastropoda; Aplysiida; Aplysiidae
Product: early nodulin-75
Exons: 3
Coding region: 358-1437 (359 amino acids)
Cellular component (GO): extracellular region
Molecular function (GO): chitin binding
Source: RefSeq, a predicted model, not a curated record